Messenger RNA from Aspergillus terreus NIH2624, 1557 nucleotides. Its product is annotated as senescence-associated domain-containing protein. NCBI's taxonomy places the organism in Eukaryota, Fungi, Ascomycota, Eurotiomycetes, Eurotiales, Aspergillaceae. The coding region runs from base 1 to 1557 and encodes 518 amino acids. Gene Ontology annotation, cellular component: plasma membrane. The transcript has a single exon. Gene Ontology annotation, biological process: cell division. The record is from RefSeq and is a predicted model, not a curated record.
AUGACUUCUACCGUUCACGACCCUCGACUUCUUUUCAGCGUCAACAACAUUCUUGCUUUCCAUAUUCAGAAUGGCGAAGAAUCCGAACUCACCCCGUCGGGACCCCAGACGCUGUCUCUGUUAAUGGUGCCGACAACCACAUCUGCCGCUCAAGGGCAAGAUGCACCGCCCGAAGAAGAUUUCUACCUUCAUAUGCACCUCCCACCAGAGCUGGACAUGGCGCUGCCUGCGACCACCCAGAUCUACCACCAACCCCCCAACAGCUACUUGAUCCCUCGUUGGGAUCUCGGACCCGACGCCGGCGCUUUCAUUCGUAUCCAGUUCCCAUCCAUCGGAAGCGGACCUGAUAAAGUCACUCAGGAGGAUGUCGACACAUUUGAGACCAUUCUUGCCCAAUGCACCGCAUUCCUCGAACGUGCCUCUGUGCCGAAGGACCAUGCGGCCUACAACCCGGCCGACUUUGCUCCUGGGGAGGCAUAUGUUUCUUCCCCCGCCGCUGAUAGGAAAGACCCACAUGGGCGCAUUGUGCUGGUCGAUGAGGAGAAUGGAAGCGUGGUUGGUGAGAUGGAAGGAUAUGAUGUGGUUGAAGGACCCGGCGUCAAACCGGGCUCGAAAAGUACGCUGCAUUGGACCCCUCUCACAACGCGUACCGUGACUGACCGUUUUGUCAAUGUAGGGCCUGUGGAAGUUCAACUCCCUGCAGAAGGUGAGGGCAACCAAGUCAAUGUCAACAAUGUGUCAGAGGAGUACCUGGCGACAGCCCGACAUCCCGCAUACAAGGACUCUACUCUCGUCCAGACAUCUGCUACUGCUUCACGAUUGAUUGUCACCGGGUCAACGUACCUGGCCAAUGCAAUGGCCAGUGGAGCUGACAGCUUCACACGGAAGACAAAGCCCAACCCGAAGCCUAUGACCUUCUCUGAGACCACUCAUGCCAGAGUCCGGAAGGUUGGAACUUUCUCCCAGGGUGCAGCCGGUGUCUCCUCUCGCACGGUAGGACAGGUGGGGAAAUAUGCGCAGAACUUCGGGGCCUCCUUGUCUCGCCGCAAAGAUAACAACAGCAAGGGCAAGAGCCUUGACCAGGGGCACAGACCCGGCAUGCUGAACAAGUCUAUGAUCGCCUUCUCAACACUGGCCGAUGGUAUCGAGCAGGGCGCUCGAAACGUGCUGACUUCCGGAUCUGCGGCGGCCAGUACUAUGAUCGGACAUCGUUAUGGUGCGGAGGCGGGGGCGGUGGCUACCGAUCUGACGGGAGGGGUCAAGAACGUCGGGUUGGUGUACAUCGACGCCUCUGGAGUCAGCCGCAAAGCGCUUCUGAAGUCUGUGGCGAAAGGCAUGGUUGUGGGACGGAUGAAGGAUGGGAAGCAGGUCGUUGUUGGUGGUGGUCCGGCACCCUCCACGCCACCUGGACCUGCCGGCCUGAACCAGCCUGGGUAUUCGUCUGGCGGGAACCCUCAGAUGCGACGCCCAUCUCCAACCCCAACGCCCCCUCCCGCAUAUGGUGCUCCUAACACCAUGUCUCUGGGGGGUACCUCCAUGUCAGGGGGCAAGCGAUGA